Molecule: messenger RNA, 689 nt
Organism: Corticium candelabrum
Lineage: Eukaryota; Metazoa; Porifera; Homoscleromorpha; Homosclerophorida; Plakinidae
Product: synaptogyrin-1-like
Exons: 3
Coding region: 8-565 (185 amino acids)
Cellular component (GO): synaptic vesicle membrane; neuromuscular junction
Source: RefSeq, a predicted model, not a curated record
UUUCAUCAUGGCUACCUACAGGACUGAGAUUGGCAGGCACGAUGGCGACGGCAGGCAGUUUGCUGUCAAAUUGGCGUUGAGGGCUCUAGCACUGCUUUCAGCUAUUGUUGUAACGGGUCUAAUAGCAGAUCAGCUACAUGUCUCUAUAAAAGGAAUUGAUCUUUGCGUCUUUGGAUUGAACGUGGACAUCUCUAAUUAUACGUACAGUAGCGAUAAAAAUGCUUGUAGAUAUGGCACUGCAAUUGGAGUCAUCACCAUGAUCUAUGCAAUCAUAUUUAUCGUAAUCGACAUUCUCCUACAUCGUGGAAUGGGAAGCCCGGUUAACAAGAAGUUGGUCUCUAUUGCUGAUUUGGUGUGUUCUUGUCUACUGGCCUUGCUAUGGGAGGUGGCAUUCUUCUACUUGCUCCUCAAAUGGAAUGAAACCGGACCGAAGAACAGCUCAUUAAUUAAUAGUGAUAAAGAAACACAAGCUGGAGCAACCAUGGCCUUUUCUUGCAUUGGUGGAAUAAUUUGGUUUCUUCUGGCAAUCAUCGCUGCUGUUCAUAUAAAACGUGCUGCAGCGUAAAAAGUCUUAGACUAAUUCGGUUUGUCACUUUAGUACUUGGAUAACUUCUAUAGUCGUACCUGGCAUGAUGUGUAUGUUAUGUUUGCUGUUAUCUCUUUGAUAUACAAUAAAGGUAAAUUGUCAA